Messenger RNA from Scutellospora calospora, 216 nucleotides. The record is from the annotation of a GenBank genome assembly. NCBI's taxonomy places the organism in Eukaryota, Fungi, Glomeromycota, Glomeromycetes, Diversisporales, Gigasporaceae.
CCAGACAAAUGGAAAACCUAUUUGACAGCGUGGAAAAGAGUCGAAGGUAACCUUAAAGUUAAUAACCCCUGGCCAUGGAACUUGGAUGCAAUAAACUUAUCUGGCAAUAAUGGAAACGAAUAUACAGUUAAAAAGGGAACAGUUUUUCUCAAAAACAAAUAUACGCAACUCACAGCAAGCCAGAAAAACAGAGACCCAGAAAUGGUUGAUGCUUAG